Messenger RNA from Aspergillus ochraceoroseus IBT 24754, 470 nucleotides. RefSeq lists its product as uncharacterized. The annotation marks the transcript as partial. The transcript has 2 exons. Lineage: Eukaryota; Fungi; Ascomycota; Eurotiomycetes; Eurotiales; Aspergillaceae. The record is from RefSeq and is a predicted model, not a curated record.
CCCGGCUUCCCAAAGCAACUCACCCCAGACACCCAUCCCAGCAGACCAACAACGCAGCCACGGACACGGACCCGGACACGGACACGGACCCGGACACGGACACGAACGCCUACUCCCGCAAGCGCCACCUCCAAAAGAACGGCCUCUUCCUCGACCACGCCGAUCCCGCCGUGGCCUCCAACAAAAUCACCAUCCACCUCGACAUCCCCAACGACCACCCGCGCGACCUCGGCCAGGUGCUCCGCUACGCGCUGCACGAGCUCCACGCCCGCCGGGACACCGCCGAGUUCGCCAACCCCCUGCUCGGCCCCCGGGGCGCGCACCUCGCCCGGCUCCGCGUCGCCUUCGACACCGAGGCAGACACCGCCGCGGGCGUUUUCGCGGAGGCCCAGACUUUCCUGGAGGAGUUCCUGGCUAGGUGCUUGGCCAUGGAGCAUGCCGGUGCCGGUGCCGGUGACUUUGCUGGGCCU